Molecule: messenger RNA, 1962 nt
Organism: Cucurbitaria berberidis CBS 394.84
Lineage: Eukaryota; Fungi; Ascomycota; Dothideomycetes; Pleosporales; Cucurbitariaceae
Exons: 2
Coding region: 1-1962 (653 amino acids)
Source: RefSeq, a predicted model, not a curated record
AUGUUUGUCGAGCAAUUUGAUCAAAAGAAUUCUUGGUGCUCGAAAUGUAACUCAGACACCGCAUGUCGCAUUCCCGGGUGGCCAGUGAUGAACGCCACCAGCCUAUGCCAAAGUACACCAAACCAACUCCUUUUCGGUGAGGAGGGUUGUUGCAUCCACGGAACCGAACCAUUUGAGCUGGCUGAGUGGACUGGGAUAUUCUGCAAUGGAUCUGAAUGGCGGCAAGAGUUUGACAUAUGCGGCGGUAUGGCAUGUCGUGACUGGGAGGAAUGGAUAAUGCCCUGGAAUUGGACUGUACAGAACAACACACUUCCUCCAGAUCAGCAGAAAUGCACAACCCCUUCUAGAUAUCUCGCAAUCUAUGCUGGAGAACAUUUCUUCUGGUUACUUGCCACAUUUGGGAUCGGAUGGAUCAGAUUGAGAAUCGCCCAAAGAGAGGAAGCAAAAAACCGAAGUAUUUUGCGAUAUCUCCUCUUGUACGCCUGGCCAGGUCUUGUAUUCAAGCAGAGUAAAGAAAAGGUGCUGAAAGAGAAACUACUACCGGAGGGUGAGCACUUAAGACCAGCUAUUACGGAUCGUUUACGAUGGGGUUUCCCAGUUAUAAUGGGAGUCGUACUUGCUGGUAUACAGCUAGGAUUCAACUUCACAGCUGCACAUUUCAUCAAAAGCGCGCCUGGAUACGAAGAUGCUCCGCUUACUCUCUUGGCAUUACUGUUCUGCUGUCGGCCUAGACUAUCUUGGCUAUCAUGUCUCCUCGCUUUGAUAUCUAAGAAACGACUCAUCAAGAUCUUCGGAUUUGAGCCUGACGGCGAUGGCCUUUGGGCCGCAAAGCUGGUUCUCUCCUCCGUUGCCGUGACUUCCGCGGUCACUGAAGCUAUUAUGCAACUACUCGGCGCAUACUUUCUUGGAUCUGCGGCCCACGUCGGUGAACAAAGGGGCUUCUACGUUGUUCACCACCUUCGACCAAAGAUGGGGGGCAGAGAUGCACGUCAUAUGUAUCUUGGGGCUCUAUUUUGGGUCAUGUUAUGUAUUCCUCUUGUGGUGGUGUGGUUCUUCGUUGCACUCUUCUUCAGUCAAGUGUACGACGCGGUUGCCGGCUGGCGUCGCGGAAUUUUUCACUUCCUUAAGCCUAAAUCGAGAAAAAUUCCCGACCUGGCAAAGGCGCCGGUGACAUGGCUCUUGGACUACAUCAAUCCAGAUGAAACAAGCCGCAGCAGCUCUUCAUCGUCACAAUCGAAUAUGCAUCACCACCAUAUUUUGAAUGAGACAGAGCAGCCGUUUCUCGUUGCAUCCAAUGACCCGUUUAAUCAACCCAUUGCGUAUCAAGGGCCAGGUUCCGGCGAUUUGUUUGAUGAGCAACCCAUGGCCAUAGCCGGAAGACAAAGCAGCAGGCGUAGUCGUUAUUCUCAUAUGUCUCAAUAUGAACAGCAGCCUUUUGCCAUUCCUGAUAUGGCGUCUGGGAGCCGUCGUCCUGCGUCCCUAGGCUACUCGCACGAUGGGUCGGCCAUUCAACGCCGUACUCCCGGUGGAGCUCAGUAUAACGAGUUAUCACAGAGUGAUGAACUCGACGAGAUUCAAAUUGACGAACAACCUUUAGCAGUAUCUAGCACAUCACCUCCUCAACGUCAAGUGGCAAUACCCAGUCGUCGUAAUGCGAGUAACGCCUCGCUCCUUGCUCCCCCUACACAAGACGCACCGCCAUUGUCAAGCAGCAAUAGCUCUUCGAAUAAACGCUCAGACUAUACAACGGUUGUCAACUUGAAAUGGCAGUCCUGGGAAUCUAAAAUCAUAUUCGCGGGUGCGUUCUUGGGUAUGCUGGCAUAUGCUAGUCAGUGGGUCUUUUGGGAUGGGUUUGUCAAGGCAUCCGGGGACAGAUUUUGCCCGCCCAGUGUCUGGAAAGUCAGUGGUAUUUGGUGGGGUGGUUCGUUCGUGUAUGUCGGUGCUCCUUUUAUGGCAUAUUGA